Messenger RNA from Cynoglossus semilaevis (tongue sole), 1823 nucleotides. Its product is annotated as alpha-2-HS-glycoprotein. The transcript has 7 exons. Gene Ontology annotation, molecular function: cysteine-type endopeptidase inhibitor activity. NCBI's taxonomy places the organism in Eukaryota, Metazoa, Chordata, Actinopteri, Pleuronectiformes, Cynoglossidae. Bases 82 to 1344 code for a protein of 420 amino acids. The record is from RefSeq and is a predicted model, not a curated record.
UUGAACUAAAAGGCAAACAACAGAACAAAGUUGACUCUCCAGCAGCCUCGGUCUUCUGCUGAUCAUAGAACUUCUACAGCCAUGUCGUCGUACAUCUGCCCGCUGUUCCUGCUGCUGUUCCUGCCGUCCACUGCCCACAGUGAGGGCUUCUCCACAGGGCCCAUUGAACUGGCCCCCGUGCCCUGUAACGACAAAAUCGUGGAGAAACUGUCUCGUCUGGCUGUGACCUACAUCAAUGAGGACCGUGAGGAGGGAUACAAGUUUGCCUUGAACCGCGUUGCAAACGUGCACUUGCACGCUCAGGGCCCAGCAGGAAACGUGUAUUACCUGGACUUAGACGUCCUGGAGACCAAAUGUCACAUAGGCAGCCCGAAACCAUGGAAACGCUGUGACGUCAGACCAUUCAUGGAAACGCAAAUCUCCGGUAAUUGCAACACCACAGUCCUGCACACACCAGAGGGCUAUUCAUACCUGUACAGCUACGACUGCACGCUGGUGCCAGAUCCUCCAGGGACGCUGCAGCAGGUCUGUCCAACCUGUCCCCUCCUGCUCCCCACAGACAGCCCACAGGCUGUGCACUCUGCUCACCUCACCUUAGCAUCAUAUAAGAGACGCUCCACGCUUGGUGUAGGUCUCGGAAUAAAAAUGAUCACCAGAGCUGCAGCUCAGACUGUGCCAGUGAAAACCAGUUUUGUGGAGUUCACCGUCCAGCAGUGUCCAGAGGGGGCGACGCAGAGAGGCCACUGCCAGAAAUUGUCACCGCUUUCUGACACAGAGACUGCAGGUUUCUGUACAGGAUCAGUCCAUGGGGAGUUGUACCACCAACCUGAUAUCAGAGUUUCCUGUGAGAUGUACAAAUUACAGAACGUGGACAUCCACAGACCUAUACAGCCGCAGGGUCACAAUCUCCCACGUGAACCUCUGAGCCCGGCAUCCCCUCCUCUGAUCAGUGACCCAGGAAAUGACCCACAGCCUGCUCCGUCUGACCCAACAUCAUUCCCUGCUGUUCAGCCGGCACCUUUUGACCCCACACCCACUGACCCCGCUCCCUUUAACCCCUCUUACCCAAUCACAUCGUCCUCCAGCGAGUCCUCUGAAAGGUUGGGCUACAAACGGCAGCCUCCGUCGGUUGCUGGGGUAUUUGAUUCAUCCUCUGAGGAGGUCGGGGGCCCGGUGGCUCGGCGUCCGCCCUUUAACUUCCGCUACCAGAGACGUGACCGCAGGAAACGGCAGGCCUUGAUGGAGACUCCGGCUACUCACAGCCCAGCAUUCCUGUCUGAUUUCCCCAGUAGCCUGUCUCCUUUCCGAUCCUGUCCCGGUCCUGCUCGAUACACCACCGUUUAACUAAGGAAAACCAUUUGUUCUACUUUAAUUUUUCCACAGAGACGGUGAAGCUGGAAAUGGCUCUGCUCCCUGUCACUGGAGGCUUCUAUUAAUUUGUGCUAAUGAGAAAAAUACUAUCUAGUUUCCUUGGCCCUGGAAUGACCCCGCUGCAAGUGCUCAUAAAGCAACCACAGCUUAAUCCUAUUCAUUUGAAGAUGGUGGUAAAUUAUAGAUGAUCAUAAAUAUAUUCUGGUGUUAUUAUCUGUUUGUGAGGCUUAUACUUAACCUAAUAACUUCAACAAUAUUCUUACUCUUGUGGAAGGAAAAUAGUUAGGAUUUGAAAUAGUUUUGUUGGAAGAAAUGAUGAGCUAAUUAAAAGUCAGCUCUUUAUAUUCUAAUCAAAUAUUUAACUUACUGAUUUGUUCACAUGUAAAUUCCAUAAAUGUAGCUUUUUAACAUCUGUUGUGAUUUAUAUUUUAUAUAAAUUGAAUAUAAUUGGC